Zonotrichia albicollis (white-throated sparrow) is the source of this 330-nucleotide messenger RNA. Lineage: Eukaryota; Metazoa; Chordata; Aves; Passeriformes; Passerellidae. The record is from RefSeq and is a predicted model, not a curated record.
AUGUGCUCCCGCCAGGACAAGGACCAGUGCCACCAGCAGGAACGUUCCUGCUGCCACAGUGGGUCUGGCUGCCGUGGAAGCAGUGGCGGAUCUGGUUGCCAUGGCAGCAGCGGAUCUGGUUGCCAUGGAAGCAGUGGCGGAUCUGGUUGCCGUGGCAGCAGCGGUUCUGGUUGCCAUGGCAGCAGCGGAUCUGGGUGCCAUGGCAGCAGCGGAUCUGGUUGCCAUGGCAGCAGCGGAUCUGGUUGCCAUGGCAGCAGUGGGGGAUCCUGCCAUGGGAGGCCACAGGAGUGCCAGCAGCAAAUCUACCAAGUGUCCUCAAACAUGAAGUGA